UUUUACUAAAGGACUUUUUGCAAUUUCUUCAAAGUGGUUAAUAAGUGCCGGUUCUGGAAAAUUUGCGUGGUCAGAGAAUCUCCCGAAAAUGACAGCUUUUGAGGAGUUUGGUGUUUUGCCGGAAAUUGGACGUGCUGUUGAUGAAUUAGAAUGGACUCUACCCACGGAUGUCCAAGCUGAAGCAAUUCCCCUAAUCCUGGGCGGUGGAGAUGUCCUGAUGGCUGCAGAGACAGGCAGUGGAAAAACUGGAGCCUUCUGCUUGCCCAUUUUGCAAAUUGUAUGGGAAACCCUCAAGGAUAUCCAAGAGGGAAAGGGUCAGAAAGGAGGAGGAGGAGCAGCAGCUUCGGGAACUACGGCAAAGCCAUGGACAAUGUCUUUCUUCGACCGUGGGAAUGCCCUGGCUGUGUCCCCUGAAGGCCUAAAGUGCCAAUCGCGAGAAUUUAAGGAAUGGCACGGAUGCAGAUGCACAACUGGCGUUCAGGGUGCUGGAAAAUACUUCUUCGAAGCUACUGUGACAGAUGAGGGGCUCUGUCGUGUUGGGUGGUCUACUCAAAGUGCCAAUCUUGACUUGGGCACUUGCAAAUUUGGCUUUGGCUUCGGAGGAACGGGCAAAAAGUCCAACAAUCGCCAAUUUGAUGAUUAUGGUGAAGCCUUUGGGAUAAAUGACAUUAUCGGAUGUCUCCUGGAUCUGCAGGCCAAUGAGGUGCGCUACAUGAAAAAUGGAAAGGAUCUUGGAGUGGCCUUCAAAGUGCCAGAUUUCUUGCGCACUGAGGCUUUUUAUCCGGCUGUUGUGCUGAAAAAUGCUGAGAUGCUUUUUAAUUUUGGAGAGGAGCCCUUUAAGCAUCCUCCACCAAAGGGAUUUGUCGCUCUCACGGCAGCUGACAAGAAGAAUGUCAAGAAUAAUCCUCAAGCUGUUCCCUCAGCAGCUGCUGUAGCCGAUGCUAAGCCCAAACCAAAUGCUCCGCAGGCGAUAAUUAUUGAGCCAUCGAGGGAAUUGGCCGAACAAACCCUGACGCAGAUCACGAGGUUCAAGAAGCACCUGAGGGAUCCUAUGAUCAGUGAACUCCUCCUGAUUGGUGGAGUCAAUGUGCGCGAUCAGAUGGCCGCCCUGGAACGUGGUGUAGACAUAAUUGUUGCAACUCCUGGACGUUUGGAAGAUCUCAUUGGAGGUGGAUACCUUCUGCUCUCUCACUGUCGAUUCUUCGUCCUGGACGAGGCUGAUGGAUUGCUGCAGCAGGGCUAUGGAGACAUGAUUGAUCGGCUGCACAAGCAAAUCCCGAAGAUCACGGCUGACGGAAGGCGUUUGCAGAUGAUCGUCUGCAGUGCUACGCUGCAUUCAUUCGACGUCAAAAAAAUGGCUGAGAGACUCAUGCACUUCCCCACUUGGGUGGAUCUCAAGGGGGAAGAUGCUGUGCCAGAGACUGUGCAUCAUGUAGUAGUGAGAGUUGAUCCACAGAAGGAUACAGCCUGGCACAACAUGAGACAACGCAUUCAGACCGACGGUGUCCAUGCCCAAGACAAUGUCAGACCAGGAAAUAGCACAGCAGAAACCCUGUCCGAAGCCAUAAAAAUCCUCAAAGGAGACUACUGCGUGAGAGCCAUUGAGGAGCACAAAAUGGACAGAGCAAUCAUUUUCUGCCGCACAAAACUCGACUGUGACAAUCUCGAGAAGUAUUUCAGGCAAGUCGCUGGGCAGAAAUACUCCUGCGUUUGCCUGCACGGUGAUCGGAAGCCCCAAGAGCGAAAGGCCAAUUUGGAGGCAUUCAAGGAGAAACGUGUGAAAUUCCUCAUUUGCACCGAUGUAGCUGCAAGAGGAAUUGACGUCACUGGGCUGCCAUUUAUGAUCAAUAUCACCCUUCCGGACGAGAAGUCCAACUACGUGCACAGGAUUGGACGCGUAGGAAGGGCUGAGAGAAUGGGACUUGCCAUCAGUUUGGUGGCAUCUGUGCCAGAGAAAGUCUGGUAUCAUGGGGAGUGGUGCAAAUCUCGCGGGAGAAAUUGCUGGAAUACCAACUUGACUGAUCAAAGGGGAUGCUGCAUUUGGUACAAUGAGAUGAAUUACUUAGCUGAGAUUGAGGAUCACCUCAACAUUACCAUUCCUCAAGUGGACAAGGAUAUGAAGGUGCCAGUGAAUGAUUUUGAUGGGAAAGUAGUUUAUGGAGAGAAACUCAAGAAUACAGGGACCGGAUACAAGGAUCACGUGCAGCAAUUGAUUCCAGUGGUACAGCAACUUUCAGAUCUGGAGUCUAGAGCUCAAGUACUCUUCCUCAAACAUCUUCCUAAGAAGCGCUAAGAUCAAGGGUCUUUUUCCCGGAAACUCAUAUAAUUUAUUGCUUGUAUGAUCGAAAUAAAAGAAACUCAAAUCCCAGCAAUUUACAAA
Phlebotomus papatasi is the source of this 2380-nucleotide messenger RNA. It is a transcript of the gene Ddx1, whose product is annotated as ATP-dependent RNA helicase Ddx1. Lineage: Eukaryota; Metazoa; Arthropoda; Insecta; Diptera; Psychodidae. Gene Ontology annotation, molecular function: nucleic acid binding; RNA helicase activity; protein binding. The record is from RefSeq and is a predicted model, not a curated record. Bases 89 to 2293 code for a protein of 734 amino acids. The transcript has 3 exons.